Messenger RNA from Hyphopichia burtonii NRRL Y-1933, 1951 nucleotides. RefSeq lists its product as uncharacterized. Lineage: Eukaryota; Fungi; Ascomycota; Pichiomycetes; Serinales; Debaryomycetaceae. Gene Ontology annotation, molecular function: 2-(3-amino-3-carboxypropyl)histidine synthase activity. Gene Ontology annotation, biological process: protein histidyl modification to diphthamide. The coding region runs from base 30 to 1877 and encodes 615 amino acids. The record is from RefSeq and is a predicted model, not a curated record. The transcript has a single exon.
GAGAUUGGAUUAACUCAGACACCCAAAUCAUGCCUCAAGCAACCGAAGAAGUAUCUGGACCGAGUGAAGGUGUCGUAGCGCCAGCUUUAUCCACUUAUCAGGAUGAAGAUACUUUUCAAUUUGACAAAGUGUUAGACCUGGAGAAAAAUAGAAGCCACCUCGGGUUGCAAGAAAGUGAAGACUACAUAACUAGAAUUAAUGAAUACUAUUCAAUAGACGAGAUUGUCAAGUUUCUCAAAGGGGAAAAUGAGGAUAAUAAUGAUUUUAAAAGAAUAACAUUGCAAUUCCCAGACUCGCUAGUAUGCGACUCAGCUAGUAUUGUUCAUGAAUUGCAGAAAAAGUUGGGGUUAUCAUACGAAGGAUUUGUUUCAAAUGAUGAAGGAACAAAAAAUGAUGCCUGCAAUGAUUCUAAUGGUUGUUGUAGCUCAGGCGGAGGAGCCUGUGCCAACAAGAGUGAAACAUCACAUCCAGAGCCACAAACAAGGAAGAUUUGGAUAUUAGCUGACACCUCAUACUCUGCUUGUUGUAUUGAUGAAGUUGCAGCUGAACAUGUCCAAAGUGACUUGGUAGUUCAUUUUGGUGAUGCAUGUCUCAACCCUGUUGACAAGUUGCCAGCUAUUUAUGUGUUUGGAUCACCUAGAGUCGAUCUUCACGAAUUGGUUGAAAAAUUCCAAGAAAGAUACCCCCUUGAAUCUGAAAGCCAGCUGAGUAUAUUAUUAAUGGCUGAUGCACCACACACAACAAUCCUUAAGCCAUUAUAUAAAAUGUUAAAACCCCAGUAUCCCAACUUGGCUUAUGCGGAUGUAUACAUCGACCCGUCUUCCAAGGCUUCAAUCAUAGGGUAUGAGCCAGAAGUUCUCGAGAAAGACGCCGUUCAUGUUUUGAAUAGAACCCUUCUACACUUAGAAGAUGAGCUCAUUGAUGAGGAAGAUAUAGAUGCCACUCUUUCCCAAUAUGACUUAUUCCAUAUAACCAUACCUGAAACACCCAGAUUAUUGCAAUUAACCACUAGAUUCCAAUCAGUAAGCACAUACGAUCCUCUGAAGCAUACUAUUUCACAAGGCCCUUAUCCAAACUUGAUGCGUAGAUACAGAUAUAUGCACAUGGCAAGAUCUGCGGGUACUGUUGGGCUAUUGGUGAAUACUUUAUCUUUGGCCAAUACCAAGAAACUUAUCAAUACCAUGGCGAAGAAGCUCAAGGAGGCUGGAAAAAAACACUACAUAUUCGUUGUCGGUAAACCCAAUGUUGCUAAGUUGGCCAAUUUUGAAAAUGUUGAUAUUUGGUGUAUCUUAGGCUGUGAUCAUCAAGGGAUAAUUAUUGAUCAGAACAAUGAAUACUUCAAGCCAAUUGUGACCCCAUACGAACUUAUGCUAGCAUUGAAUUACGAACUUUCUUGGACAGGCAAGUGGGUGACCGACUUUAGAAAUAUCUUACAAGAAAUGAAUGAAGAGGAAGAAACUGAACACGAAAAUGAAAAUGAAAACCAGGUUCAAAACGAUAAGGGAACAUCAACCGAUGAUUACGAAGAUGAGGCACCAGAAUUCAAUCCUGUCACUGGUCAAUUCGUGAGCAACGCUAGACCAUUGAGACGCUUACAACAUUUGCAAAUAACGUCACAAGAAGAUAACCAGACUGAAAAUAACGAUGACAAAGACAGCGACAAGAGCUUGGUGAAGAAAUUCUCCAGUGCAGUGGCAAUAAAGAAUACUGUUUCUACCUCUGCUAUGCAUUUACAAAAUAGACACUGGACAGGUCUCGGAAGUGAUUGGCAAAAUGGUGAUAGUGAUGAAGACGCGUCAGAAGAAGGUGCAAGAGUAGAGGAAGGUAGAGGGGGUGUGGCCAGAGGCUAUGAUUUUGACAGAGAGACUCACAAAUGAUCGGAUUAUAUAGACUUGUAUUUAUUUCUGUAAAUAUAUUAAACUGAAUCGUAAAAGUUGCAACCGAACUGGAA